This is a messenger RNA of Trifolium pratense (red clover), 1288 nucleotides long. Its product is annotated as ras-related protein RABA1f-like. Lineage: Eukaryota; Viridiplantae; Streptophyta; Magnoliopsida; Fabales; Fabaceae. Gene Ontology annotation, cellular component: endosome. The transcript is spliced from 2 exons. Gene Ontology annotation, molecular function: GTP binding; GTPase activity. The record is from RefSeq and is a predicted model, not a curated record. Bases 383 to 1036 code for a protein of 217 amino acids.
AAAAAAAUUGAACCCCGAUGUAUCAAUGGUUUACAUACAACCGGCCCUAAUCCAAGAAAUGAGUUAAUUUGUUUGGCACUUAGGUUUCCAUCUCAAACAUUCCUCAAAACAAAAACAAUUGCAAACUCCUCACAUAACAACAUUGCUGAUUAUUUACCUUGUCGACGUGUUUUGUUAUUGUCUCUUUUCACGUUAUUCCAAAUCUGAUUUUUUCAAAACAGAGUACUAUGUUUCUCUGAUUAUUAUUAUCAAUAGAUUCAAAUCACAGAAACCCAUUUGAAUUUCAGAGAUAACAAACUCAUCAAAAUCGUUUUUUUCUUUUAAAUUUUUGAUCUUUUUCUCUCUAGCCAAACACCAUUGUUAAAAAAGAGGUGUGUGGCAAAUGGGGGCUUAUAGAGCUGAUGAUGAUUAUGAUUAUCUGUUCAAGGUUGUUCUGAUUGGUGAUUCUGGUGUUGGAAAAUCCAACCUUUUGUCAAGAUUCACCAAAAAUGAAUUUAGCCUUGAAUCUAAAUCCACCAUUGGUGUUGAGUUUGCAACAAGAAGCAUUAAGGUUGAUGAUAAGGUUGUUAAGGCUCAGAUUUGGGAUACUGCUGGCCAGGAAAGGUACCGAGCAAUUACAAGUGCAUAUUAUAGAGGAGCUGUUGGCGCUUUACUAGUUUAUGAUGUUACACGCCAUGUUACAUUUGAAAAUGUGGCGAGAUGGUUGAAGGAACUGAGAGACCACACAGAUGCCCACAUUGUGGUGAUGCUUGUUGGGAACAAAGCAGACUUGCGUCAUUUGCGAGCGGUUUCAACUGAAGAUGCAACGAGUUUCGCCGAAGGAGAGAACACAUUUUUCAUGGAAACAUCUGCCCUCGAGUCCUUGAAUGUCGAAAGUGCCUUCACCGAAGUGCUGACACAGAUCUACCGUGUUGUGAGCAAGAAAGCCCUUGAGAUUGGUGACGAUCCAGCAGCACUACCUAAAGGACAGACAAUUGAUGUUGGAUCUCGGGAUGACGUAUCGGCUGUGAAGAAAUCUGGAUGUUGCUCUGCUUGAGCUUACAGUAAAAGUUUCUGUGUUUUUACUGUAACCUAUGCCAUGUUUAUAUCUUCAUAGAGAUCAACCUUACAGCAUGAAAAUGAUUGUCUAGACUCUAGAGAGUAGAGAGCCUCACUUCUAACUUGUGGCAUUGGUUUAGCAAAAUCUGUUCAAUAUUAGUUAGAUGUUUAGGAUACAUGCACUUUCAUUUUGAUUGGUUCAUUUUUCUGUUGAAGAUAUUCAUUUAUCUAAUUUCAGGUUUAUUGAAUA